AUGAGUCGCCCGCAUCUUUUGACUCCUGCCGAGACCUUCGAGAAGUACGAACGUCGAUCUCCAGCCUUCCAUUCUCCAAUACCAGCCACAUCCACCCCUAAUGAGAGUAUAAUAUUCGUGGGGGACGCGAAUGCUCUCACCGAACGAAAGGGUAAGUCAAAAUAGUCAAAAAAAUUAGGUUCAGUUCCAUUCGGCUGGAUAAUCUGCGUUGCUGUUUCUGUCCCAGUUUUCAUCAUGGUCGUCCUUUUCGCUGCUGUAUGGCUUCAGGAACUGGGUUGGAUAUGA
Bursaphelenchus xylophilus (pine wood nematode) is the source of this 285-nucleotide messenger RNA. NCBI's taxonomy places the organism in Eukaryota, Metazoa, Nematoda, Chromadorea, Rhabditida, Aphelenchoididae. The record is from the annotation of a GenBank genome assembly.